AUGGGAAAUGUUAAAUAUAAACUGUACUGUUCUUGGCAUAUAGAUCGAGCCUGGCAAAAGAAUUUAAAUAAAAUCCCCAAUUUAGAAACAAGAAACUCAGUCUACAAAACACUGAAAACUUUACAGCAAACCAUGUAUUUAGAAGAAAAUAUGUUUUAUGAAAAUUUAAACUCUUUUAUCACCAGUCUUCAAGAAGAUCCUGAUACUGCAAAUUUUGGACACUAUUUUAUUAGUACUUAUUUUAAGAAUUGUCAACAGUGGGCCUAUUGUUUUAGAAAAGGUUGUGGAAUAAAUACAAACAUGUUUUUAGAAAGUAUGCACAAAACUGUAAAAUACUUUUAUUUGAAUGGAAAAACUGUAAAGUGUCUAGACAAAGGUUUGCAUGCACUAUUAAACUACAUCCGAGAUAAAGUGUACAUGAUAUUAAGAAAAAAUAAGUUCAACUUGAAAUAG
This is a messenger RNA of Brassicogethes aeneus, 453 nucleotides long. The record is from the annotation of a GenBank genome assembly. Lineage: Eukaryota; Metazoa; Arthropoda; Insecta; Coleoptera; Nitidulidae.